CUGCGCAUUUAAUCAGCUGACUUGACCGUCAAAUGUUAGUACAAACGUCAAUAAGUUACAAGUAAUUGCAAUCUAUAAUUAGUUCUUGUAUGUAUCUUUGUUAGUGACAAUUUUUUUAUCAUGAAGACGCUUUUUUUGUUAGCGAGUAUUGCGCUUUUAGUUACACUUUCCCAAUCCACAACCACAACCGAAGAGCCCAUUGUGAACACACAAAGGAUUAAUCUCUUGGGAUCAAAAGAAUGUACUUAUGGACCUGCCUUUUGGUGCAAAAGUCUUAUAAAUUCUGCCCAAUGCCGGGCAACAAAACAUUGCAUUCAAACAGUAUGGAUCCAUCAGAAAUUACCUCCAGACCAUAGCAGUAUAUGUGAAACAUGCUUGAAGAUGGUGAAAGAAGCACGAGAUCAGUUGUUAAGCAACGAAACGCAAGAAGAAAUUAAGGAAGUGUUUGAAGGUUCGUGCAAAUUGAUCCCAAUAUCUAUAGUUGCAAAAGAAUGCUGCCGGAUAGCUGAUGAGUUUGCACCAGAACUAAUAGACACCUUAGCGUCGCAAAUGAAUCCCCAAAUUGUUUGCUCAGUGGCUGGUCUUUGUAACAGUGAACGAGUUCAUGAUUUAAUUGCUGAAGAUAGCAAAGUACAUGCCAUGGUUUCCAAACGUCAAAAGCCACUCAACACAUGCGAAGGAUGCUAUAAAGUUAUUGAGAUAGUAGAGAAGAACUUCAGACAAGCGUCACGAGAUCAAAUUCUACAAACCGCUCUGCAGAUUUGUGGCAAACUGGGCAGCUUAUCAGACGCUUGCAGUAAUUUAAUCUUAAAUCAUUUCAACGAACUGUACAACCACAUAAACGCAAAUUUGAAUCCGGAACAAUUUUGCUUAAUGUCGGGUGAAUGUAAGGCCAGGUUCCACACUCACGCCAAUGUUGAAAUCACACCAUUAGCAAAUACAGGAGUUAUCCAUGUCAGUGGUGAUGAACUUCCAUGUGAACUAUGUAAACAACUGGUUCAUCAUUUACAAGACGUUUUGGUCGCCAAUACGACGGAAAACGAAUUUCGUAUGGUAUUGAAAGGAAUCUGUAAGCAAACGCAUUCCUUUAAAGAUGAAUGUCUUAGUCUCGUUGAUCAAUAUUUCACCGAAAUUUAUAACUUCAUAGCUAAUGAAUUAGAUGCUGGGCUGGUGUGCUCCGUUGUUCGAAUUUGUCCGGGUCCUGGCUUACAACUUAGUGAUGCUGCACCUAUUUUUCCUCUGCUUCCUACAGACACCAAAAAUCCAUUGGAAGAUACACUAGAAUUGCUACCUCCUGAGAUAUUGCAAUUGCCAAUUGAACGUGUAGUGCCUCAAACUCUCACAUCGAUGGGCAAUACACAGCUUUGCGAAUUCUGUACAUACUUUUUAAAGUUUGUUCAACAAGCUAUUACGGAUCCAAUCACCCAAGAAAAACUAGAACACAUUGUUGAUGGUGCUUGUGAACGAUUGCCUUCCACAAUAAGAGAUGAAUGCAAAGGUUUCGUUGAAACAUAUGGACCAGCUUUUAUAGCCAUUUUAGCUCAAGAUAUUGAUCCAAGCACUGUAUGUCCUAAACUAAGCCUUUGUCCAUCCAUAGACAUCUACAAGGUUCACAAUGUUGAAGUAUUUACGCAUUCGACUAAAUCUGCAAAACCUAAAUGUGCAUUAUGUUUGCUGGCAAUUACCAGUUUGGAAGAAGUGAUAAAGAAUAAAAGAACAGAGGAAGCCAUAAGAAAGGGAUUAAAGUCAUUGUGCUCUCACCUUCAUGGAGUUGUUGCUGAUGAAUGUAAUGAUUUUGUCGAGACCUACACAGAUGAGGUAGUGGAGUUACUACUUAAAGACCUCUCGGCCCAAGAUAUUUGCAUAUAUUUCAAACUUUGUCAAGAUCAAGUUACAACGGAAGCUCCCAAACGGGAAAUUGGAAGAGAUAUUGAAACAAAUCAGAUAAUUGAUUACACAGCCAAUGGAAAAGUGAUAGCUAACGUAGAAAGAAACGUAGAUGCUGAUGUAUGUCUAAUAUGUGAAUUUUUAAUGUCGGAAGUACAAAAUAAACUCAAAGAUAACGCUACGGAAGAAGAAGUUAAAGAACUACUAAACAAAGUUUGUAAUUCAUUUUCGUCCAAGUACAUUAAAACACACUGUCUUGAUUUUGUAAGACAAUACGAAGACGUAGUGAUUCAACUUUUAAUAAACAGCUUAUCACCCGCCGAUGUAUGCAAAGCUCUCCAUUUAUGUAAAGAUCAAGAACAAAUUCCACAAGUCACAGAUCUUAUGAUUGAUUAUGAGAGACAUAAACCUUUAAAUGUACCAAGUGUGAAAUCUCCCCAAUGUACUCUAUGUAAAGUGGUUAUGUUACAAAUUGAAAAGAUGUUAAAUGGAUCUGUUGACGAGGCUAAAAUAUUAAAAACUCUGGAAGAGGUUUGCAAGUUAGUCCCACACGAAGAACAAAAAUGUGAUCAAUUUAUAGAAAAGUAUGGUAAACAAAUCCUAACAUUUCUAGAAUACGCUAUGGCACCAGCGGAAUUUUGUUCGAUCGUUGGUCUGUGCUCAACAAAUGUGCUGCAACUGCAAGUACGUAAAUGUGCAGUGUGCGAAGUUGUUGUUGACAUAGUACAUAAAAUUUUGGAGAAUCCUAACAUUGAUCAUAGUAUAAGUCAUGUUUUUGAAAAAGCAUGCAAAGCAGUUCCUACGAAAAACCAAGACAUUUGUCGUGGUUUAGUUGCUGUAUUUGGCGAUAGGAUUAUUAAUUUGUUGGCGUCUUUAAUGGAACCGGUUGAAGUAUGUCAAAAAAUAAGGUUUUGUGGUUCACACAGUAUUCGUCCGCAUGAACAAACACUCUUAGGCAGAACAAAAUGUACACGUGGUCCCGGUUAUUGGUGCCAGUCUGAGGCCACUGCGACAGAAUGUGGGGCUAUGGAGCAUUGCAAAAAGAACAUAUGGAGCCAAAUUACUCCAUAAGUGAUAAUUGGAUAUUUUUGUAUAAGUAAGUAAUACCAUCGAAUAUUUACCAAAGUGUUGAAUUGUAAAAAUAGUUAAGCCAUAUUUGUAAGUUAUGUGAUUAAAAAUAUCAUUUCUCUAA
Molecule: messenger RNA, 3079 nt
Organism: Photinus pyralis (common eastern firefly)
Lineage: Eukaryota; Metazoa; Arthropoda; Insecta; Coleoptera; Lampyridae
Gene: Sap-r
Product: prosaposin
Exons: 15
Coding region: 121-2958 (945 amino acids)
Biological process (GO): sphingolipid metabolic process
Cellular component (GO): lysosome
Source: RefSeq, a predicted model, not a curated record